Mytilus californianus (California mussel) is the source of this 3036-nucleotide messenger RNA. RefSeq lists its product as uncharacterized. Bases 106 to 3036 code for a protein of 976 amino acids. Lineage: Eukaryota; Metazoa; Mollusca; Bivalvia; Mytilida; Mytilidae. The transcript has 6 exons. The record is from RefSeq and is a predicted model, not a curated record.
GUAAAACCUUUAAAUGGCUCCUACGUUGAACUGCAGUCCGAUGUCACCAGCUCAUUCUAGUCUUAGAUUAAGAAGAAGACACCAGAGCAGCAAACGGUGAGAAAAAUGACACAGAAGGAGCAAGAAAACUUUUUAAAGAAUGCCAUUUUAAUUGUCGAUCAUACGAAGACAUCUUUGAUUGCAUUGGUUGAUUUAGAUCUUCAGAACAAAAGCUUAACAUUUGAACAAUUUCUCAAUAAAAACCGACAUGAAGCUUACCAUUUAUGUUACAAUAGAGGUAAAUGCUGUCAGUGUGUUCAUUCUUAUAUUUUACCAUCAGUUCGUGUUAUAUAUCCAGCCCAGCUAGAACUUUUAUAUGACAAAUUAUCACCCAAAUUAACCUGUCAUGGCCGUAUUGUGAAACUUAGAACACUGCCACCAGUAUGUUGUAGUUUAGCACAAACGAGAAUAUCAACGAAUGUGCUAGAUAUAUCGUUGGCACGAUGUAUCCUUACAAACUUUUGUCAUGAGGUCUUUUGGUACAGCUGCUUAACAUUCCAACGAACAACUCUGGAAGAUUUCCUGAACGCAAACAAGCAUACUAUAUACCACCUCAUGCAUCAUAAUACCAAUUGCUGUCAGUGUCCACUAGGUUUCGUAUUUCCAUGUGAUCGACCUCAGAUCAAUCAAUUAGAAUGGAACAAGAUGUUUUCGUCUCUUUUAUUACCUUGUGCAAACGACAGAAAACGUUCAUAUAAGGGAACGACCAGUAUAUGUUCUGUAUCGGCCACACCAUGGAUUUGUAUUCAUCAUUUAGAUUUAAACUUACAAGGAAUAAUUCUUCAGUACUGUUGUCCAUUGCGGAAAAGUGUGACAGAUCUAGCUGAAAUACGAAACAUAAAAUACGGUCAUGUUCAAGAAGCAAGAAUGUCUGAUGCAGAUUACAAACAAGUUUUCUAUGAAAUAGAAAAUAACCUGACGGCAAUAGCAUCCGUAUGUGGAAAUGUAGGUGAAGUAAAACAGAGUCUUCAAGAUUUACAGAAAAGGACAUUAGAUAAAACGUUAUGUCUCCAGUAUCAGAAUUCCCUUUUAGACCAUCUUCGUUAUGCGAAUGAAAUAAAAGAUAAUGUUGAAAUUUGUUGUAAAGAGGUAAAGGCAUCUGUAGGAAAACUUGGAAAAGAUUUUUCAAAAAAAAUGGCUAAACUGGCAAAUGAACAAACAGUUGAAGCAGUUGCCAAUGAAGUCAAAAUUCGCAUUCCCCGUGAACUUGACAAAUAUUACAUGCAAAGUCGCAGACAGCAGAGAACUGUCCAGCAUUAUACGGUUAAAUUAGCAAGACAAUGUAAAGAUAAAUCACAAAAAGUAGAACAGCGAAUUGAUACCGUUGUAGAGUCAAUUGGAGAUUUUAAAAUAAAUAUGGACACGCGUUUGGAUACAGUUGAAAAUACAGUAGGAAUGAUUUCGAAAAAUGUUGAAGAACUUGCAAAUAGCAUACCAAAAAUAGUAGAGAAAUGCAUAGAUGAAAAGGGUCUUUCCAAGAGAUCAAAGCUCAUUGGUUUAACCAUGCUAGAAAUAGAACAUCACAAAAAGGAAAAUACAUUCGUAACGACAUCUGUGGUCCCAUCUUGUGUACAGUUACUGAGAGAGAACAAUGUUUUAGUAUUGACAGGACGAGCUGGAUCAGGAAAGAGCAGAAACAGUUUAGAAAUUCUACACCAGUGUAAAACGCAAGGUUAUCAGAUCAUUAAAUUAACAGACCUGAAAGAUUUUGAAGACAUUUUUUUACCAAAAGUUAAGACCGUCAUCCUGUGUGAAGACAUAUUUGGUAGGACCAAUAAUGUAUUUACUCAAAAUUCAGAUGUUGAAAUACUUAAUAGGGUAAAUGCUUGUGUUAACAUUGGAAACACAAAAAUAGUAUUUACAGUUAGAGAUAUUGUUAAACGGUCAUGUAACUGGGUCUUUUCCUCCAAUAGACUUUUUUAUAAAUUUGUCGAAGUAGACAUUUGCUCAAAGGAAUUCGAAUUAAAGGAAGAGGAAAAGAAGGCAUUAUUUGUCGGGUAUUGUCAGGUUAAUAAGUUUAAGAUAGUGGGACUGAAUGAAAUAGAAAAUUUUAAAGACGAGGUAAUUUUAGACGACAAAGUUACAGUCAAACUAAAUCUAAUUACUUUAAAUCAGAUUAUAAAAACUGAGCCAAUACUAGGUUUUCCACAGACAUGUUGCCUUUUCACAGGAAAUAGAAAAUUUACUAGAUUAGGGGAAGCGUUCUUCAAACACCCAUCUAGUUGUCUGACAGAAGAGAUCGAGAAUUUACGGAAAUCUGGCAAAGAGAAAUUUUCUGACAAAAUAAAAUACUCUCUGCUUGUAUAUGUUCUCCUAAAUGGAGAUUUGUUGGAUACAAAUCAAAUAAACUUCAACCAAAUGAGCGAAAUUAUAACCUCUUGCUACCAUAAUUGUGCAAAUAAUAUUUUAGAACAUUAUCUGUACGAUGCAAUUGAUGAAAUGAUUGGUCAAUAUCUAAUAAAAGGAUAUGACACCAAUUCCUACAAAUUUCAACAUCAGACAGUACUCGAGAGUGUAUUUAUUUCAUACAGUAGAAUAAAUCCUGUGCUAAUUUUAUCUAAAUUAGCGUUUCAUUUUAUCAGAGAAAUGGUGCGCCUUGAGGGCUUUCAAGAAAAAGAAGGAGAAGUAGUCUUGAAUAUUCCUGCCAGGUAUUACCCAUAUCUUUGUGAACGCAUAAUCGAAAUUCUCCAAACUGAAUAUCGUCUGAGAUCUCAAAAUCUAAUUCAGCUUUUAUGCGAUUCAGAAAUUAUGAGACAAAAUGAUAUAACUUUUGUUAAAAAUUUGAUUGAAGUAGCUCAUAGAUUAUUACCCCUGAAGGACAUGACAACCAUGAUUGCACUUCCAGAUGAUCAUGAAUCAGUAAAUUUUUAUCUCCCCGCCGCUUUACUUGAACAUGUUAUCACACAAAAGCAUCUCUUUGAAUCAUUAGUUCCAUUGUUAGAACAUACUCGUUAUAUUUUUCAACGAGAAAGCAAAAUCGAUAUUGUUCAGAGUUGA